GGUCCUUCCGUCUAGGUGACAUUCAUCUGAAGCGCCAGUAGCCGUAGUAGCAAGAGACGAGCUGCUAAUUGCUACACAGUGAAACCAUGGCACAGGCGGUACAGAAACUGGUCUCUAAAGUGCCAUCUUUGGUUGGCGCCGCAGUGAGCUAUUCGAAGCCCCGGCUAUCGACCUUCUGGUACUAUGCCCGUGUGGAGCUGGUGCCACCUUCCCCAGCUGAGGUGUCCAAGGCAGUGGCUGGAGUGUCCGACCUCGUCAAGGCCUUCCAGGCUGGUCGUCUGGGUCAAACCACAGUCAGGGACGCUCUGAGGAACGGUUUGGUCGUUACAGAAGUUCUGAUGUGGUUCUACAUUGGCGAGAUCAUUGGAAAAGGAGGCAUUGUAGGAUAUGAUGUGUAAAUGUGGACAGUCCUUGUUGCUUGUUUCCUCUUUGUCUAAGCCUUUUAUUUCCAGGAACUAAUAAAUAUGUAUUGUUGGAAAAAAUA
Tachysurus vachellii is the source of this 484-nucleotide messenger RNA. RefSeq names its product ATP synthase, H+ transporting, mitochondrial F0 complex, subunit g (gene atp5mg). Lineage: Eukaryota; Metazoa; Chordata; Actinopteri; Siluriformes; Bagridae. The transcript is spliced from 3 exons. The record is from RefSeq and is a predicted model, not a curated record. Gene Ontology annotation, biological process: proton motive force-driven ATP synthesis. Bases 87 to 398 code for a protein of 103 amino acids. Gene Ontology annotation, molecular function: proton transmembrane transporter activity.